AUGACGGGCUUCUCAAAGAGUCAGAGGAUUGGUGUUUUGCUGGCCAUAGACACAGCAUUCUUCCUUGUUGAGCUUUUUGUGGGUUAUGCUGUCCAUUCGUUAGCCCUUGUGGCCGAUUCCUUUCAUAUGUUGAACGAUGUUUUAUCUCUGUGUGUGGGACUAUGGGCCGUCCGUGUUGCCAACACCGGAAGGUCAAAAAUGUACACGUAUGGCUGGCAACGAGCCGAGACCUUGGGCGCUCUGGUCAAUGGAGUUUUCUUGGUCGCCCUCUGUCUAUCCAUAUUUCUAGAAGCAAUCCAACGUUUCGUCGAACCUCAAGUCGUCUCCAACCCCAAACUCGUCCUCAUCGUCGGUUGUCUGGGGCUGACCUCCAACAUUCUCGGUCUCUUCCUAUUCCAUGAGCAUGGCCACGGUGAUGGCGGAGAAGAGCUUUCCCACGAUACAGAUGCGCUAAAAUCGGCCGAGGAAGGUCACGGCCACAUUCAUGCUGAGGAUGAAACCCAGGCGGGGGCAGAAGAACAUGGGAACGUGGAAGGUGGACGUCCCCAAGUCCAUGUUGCCGGGGAUCAAGCCUCCGAUACGAAAGGAUUCACCCCCUCCGAUGAGGAAAACACUACGCUGUCUGCCCAAUCAUCCCAGAUACCGCACCGCAAGCCGGUCAGUGUUGCCGAUAUUCAUGCUCGACAUCGUCGGAGAACGUCAGGUUCAUUUGGCCGAGGAUUUGGUUCGGUCGACAAUAUUCAUAUCCACCCUGCUUCCUUCCGUCAGGACAUCAUCCAAGCAGCGCGUCUGGAAGAACGAUCGGAAUCAGAAGCAACGGAAGAAGAUGCUUUGUUGGACAAGACAGAUUCACCCGACGAUCGGUCUCAGGUUUUGGUGGACAGCCACACCCCCCCUUCCAAGGGCGACAAGCGAUUCCCCGGUUAUGGCAGCAUCGGCAAACGCGCUAGUCGCGACGACAGCCACAAAGCUCACUACCAUAAUAAAUCCAAUGACGAAUCACACACAGGCCACGGACACGGAGGUCAUGGUCACUCUCAUGGCGACCUGAACAUGCGAGGUGUCUUCCUCCACGUUAUGGGUGACGCACUGGGAAACCUCGGUGUGAUCGGUUCGGCUCUUAUCAUUUGGCUCACGGCGUUCCCGGGUCGAUAUUACUUUGAUCCCGGCAUUUCACUCGUCAUCACCUGCAUAAUCCUCUACAGUGCUAUCCCCCUUUGCAAAGCCGCUAGUCGAAUUCUCCUCCAAGCGGUCCCGGUGGGCAUGUCAAUUGACGAAAUCACUGCUGACAUUGAAUCACUCCCGCGUGUCAUUGAAGCGCACCAUCUCCACGUCUGGCAGCUCAGCGACACGAAACUCGUGGCGAGCUUGCACGUCAAAGUUGACUGCGAGGUCGAAGGUGCCGGAUCGGCUAGCUACAUGCACCUCGCACACGAGAUUCGGGCCUGUCUGCACGCCUACGGCAUACACAGCUCGACCAUUCAACCUGAGUUCUAUACGGACCACCCGGUUUCGCCUUCUGGGUCGACUGAUUUGACGAAUGGAACGGGUAAUAAUGGACAUACAAGUCCUCCACAUGGCGGGAGCAACAGCAAGACUGCAAGCUUGAGAAGCGAAGGUCGCGUAUGCUUACUUGAAUGCGGAGAUAAAUGCGCAGGAAGCAAGAUGUGCUGUCCGAUUGAGGGGAGAGCCAUCAAGAAAUAA
Rhinocladiella mackenziei CBS 650.93 is the source of this 1704-nucleotide messenger RNA. RefSeq lists its product as uncharacterized. The coding region runs from base 1 to 1704 and encodes 567 amino acids. Gene Ontology annotation, biological process: zinc ion transmembrane transport; intracellular zinc ion homeostasis. The transcript has 2 exons. Lineage: Eukaryota; Fungi; Ascomycota; Eurotiomycetes; Chaetothyriales; Herpotrichiellaceae. The record is from RefSeq and is a predicted model, not a curated record. Gene Ontology annotation, molecular function: zinc ion transmembrane transporter activity. Gene Ontology annotation, cellular component: membrane.